CUAGAAAUUUGUUAUAUAAAGCCAACCUCUCUACUUCUAUCUCUAUCUAAACAACCGUCAUAAGAAAUAUAUCUUAUGAAUUAUACGUAGUAUAAAAGUGAGCAAUUUGGAUAAGUGUUCCAUCGAAAUUAUUGAGAGCAAGCAUUUUUAAGUUAUUUUCAAUUAUAAAUAAGAAUAACAUCGAUUCUCGAGAAGUUACUUUAUCAACUUACGUAUAAGUCAAAUUACUUUGAACAUGUCUGAGUUGAUACAAACAAAUAGUUCUAAAAGUUCUUUAUUUCCUACAUCUGCUAUUCUCGAUCAGGAUACGAGCAAUGUGAGCAAAGAAGAUGAAAACCAAAGUCCUUGGUGGGAAAUAUUUAACAAAUCGAAGAAUAAUAGCAAUAUCAAGGAAUCAAGGAAUAUAGCUUUGAAUCUUUCUGACAUGACAAUUGCUGAUUCAACCAACAUAACAGGAAAUAUGAGUGCAAAUAUUGUGAAAACUAACAUUUUGGAGACAACAUCUGAGUCUGAGAAAACGGCUUAUAUAAAAAAGAAAAAAGCUCCUUUGAAAUUAGCAAAUAGAAAGAGCAGAAAUAACAAUUUCUUAAGUGCACUAAAUACUACAGAAGAAAAUACUUUAUUGCAAGGAUUAGAUAAAGAGACUCAUACAUCCGAUGGUUUGAACAAUCCUCACUGUAAAAAAAUCUCAUCAAAGAAGUUAGAAGAAGGAAAGGAAGAUGACGAAGAUUUAAGACUAGAUAAUAUUCCUUUGGCACAAAGAAGUUUGGACAAUCUUGUCCAUAGAAAAAUUAUAUCAAGGAAGUUACAAGAACGAAAGAAAGAUAGCGAAGAUUCAAUAGAUGAUAUUCCUUUGAAACAAAGAGUAAAGAUUUCAAGAAGAAAAAUGUCUAGAGAAACAAGUAAUAUCUUUCAGAAUAAGUUAACAGAGGAAACACAUAUUUUCGACAAUAAUGAAUCAUUGCAUGAAUUUGUAAAACAUCCAAUUGCGAAAAGUAAAAAUUCAAAUAAAAGCCAUACUGAUGAUUUAAAUUCAUCAAUUUCUCGGAGAAGUUUAUCAAAAGCUCAACGUUCAAUUUUGAUACCGCAACAUGUAUAUAGAGGAUUUAAUAUUUAA
Messenger RNA from Harpegnathos saltator (Jerdon's jumping ant), 1117 nucleotides. RefSeq lists its product as uncharacterized. The record is from RefSeq and is a predicted model, not a curated record. The transcript is spliced from 3 exons. Lineage: Eukaryota; Metazoa; Arthropoda; Insecta; Hymenoptera; Formicidae. Bases 236 to 1117 code for a protein of 293 amino acids.